AUGCCACGACAAGUGGACAACAUAAAAGAAUUCCUGCACAUGACACAGAGGGCGGACGCCAAAUCUGUUAAAAUCAAAGAGAAUAAGGACAACGUCAAAUUCAAAAUUCGAUGCAGCCGAUUUUUAUACACUCUUGUUGUAGUUGAAAAGGAAAAAGUUGGAAAGAUUAAACGUUCACUACCUCCAAGUAAUUAUAAUUGA
This is a messenger RNA of Trichobilharzia szidati, 201 nucleotides long. The record is from the annotation of a GenBank genome assembly. NCBI's taxonomy places the organism in Eukaryota, Metazoa, Platyhelminthes, Trematoda, Strigeidida, Schistosomatidae.